AAUUUCCACCCCUUGCGUCAAACCCCACAUCAUAUGUAUAUAUUGGCUGUUCAAACACUGAUAAUCAGAUUUGCUUUUGCUUCUCUCUCUCUCUCUCUCUCUCUCUCUAGGGUUGGUGGCUUUGGCAGUUUGGCUUCCUCUUCUGCAGGAAGAUGGUGAGGCAGAAGAUUCAGAUAAAGAAGAUCGAUAACUUGUCGACGAGGCAGGUGACUUUCUCGAAGAGGAGAAGAGGGCUUUUCAAGAAAGCUCAAGAGCUCGCCACUCUCUGCGAUGCUGAGAUUGCUCUCAUUGUUUUCUCAGCCACCGGCAAGCUCUUCGACUACUCCAGCUCUAGCAUGAUGCAAAUCAUCCAAAGGCUUAAGAAGCUGCAAUCUGAGGGUAGCUACAGCAACAGACACCGGCAAACUCUCAACAAUCAGCAGUCGAAUUUUCAGGCGGGAGGCGACAACUAUGAUGCGAUCAACAAGGAAUUCACAAGCUUGACUCUUGAGCUCAGGCAACUUAAUGGAGAAGAUCUCCAAGGGCUUGGCCUGAAUGAACUGGCGAGGCUCGAGAGAGUGGUGGAGUUGGCAUUGGGUCGUGUUGGGAAAACAAAGAAUGACAUGCUUAUGAACGAGAUCAGCAAGCACAAGAGGAGGGAAAUCGAACUGUCGGAAGAAAACGCGACGCUGAAACAGCAAGCUGAGGUAUAUUUAUAUAUAUAUAUAUAUGCAUGCAAGUUGUCUCAAAUUUCUAUUGCAAAAUCGUGUUUAAUUCGUCUCCUUAUUCAACUGUUCAAAUUGUGUGUUUAUAUAAGAGUUUCAUGGCAAUUGAACAGUUGGAAUAAGGGAUUUCAUGAAACACGAUUUUGAAAUAGAGGAUCUCGUCUGUGAGUUUCGUAGAGGUACGUAGUUGUUGAAUUAAUAAGUGUGUGCAGCAAGGAAGUUCAGUUGAGUCCAUCACCAAUUCCUCUGGGUUUGGUGAAGACAUGAGCGUCUCAGAUACUGCUCUCAAGCUGGGGUACGUUUCUCGCCAAUCAGUUGAAUGCGUUGUUCAUGUGUUACGUUUAUUUGUUCAUGUCUGAUUCGUGGAUUUCAUUGAUUUAUUCAUGUAUUCUCAUUUCUCAUGAAAAAAUAUCCAUUCUCUCUCUCUAUAUAUAUAUACUACUAGAUAGGGUUUAAUGAGAUUUGGGAUUUACAAAACCUAUGUGUCUUUGGGUAUUUAUAUCUAAGGUUAGGGAUGAUUAUGCGAAGGUGUUUGAUUGAGCUUAAAAGUUUCUUUAUAAGUUGUUUAGGCUAUAAGCUCUUGAGAAAUGUUAGACAAAAUAAGUUUUUAAACAACUUAUAAGCUUCUAAAAAGUUAAGUUGCUAUAUCUUAACCAUCUUAUUUUUUUCAUGAUAUUAUAAUAAGCAACAAUCAAUUUACGAAAUUGUUUUAUGCGUUGUUGGAACUUAUAAGCUUAUAAGCUUCACAUCCGUUAAUUUCUUAUCUUCUCAAUUUUAUUUCUCUAACUCAUAAGCUCUUGAAAUGUCUAAUGCCUUGUUGGAACUUAUAAGCUAAGCUUCGCCAAACACCCUCUAUAUAUAGUGAGCUAAAACAGAACCAUAAUUUUCAGUGUUUUCAGAAAAUGAGGACUAUAUAGCUUUCAUUUUUUACAUUUACACUCAUAUUUAACAUAUCAAAUCCAUCACGGCCGAAAUAGGAGUGUAAAUAUAAAAAAUAGAAGCUAUAUAUAACCCUCAUUUUCAAAAAAUGAAAGCUAUAGUACUCAUUUUUAAAUGCCGCAACAUAUAGUCAUAUUUCUGAAAACACUGAAAGUUACGUUUCUAUUUUAACAAUUAGCUCAUAUAUAGUCCUCUGCUCUCCAUUUAAUAAGAAAAUUGCAUUUAUAUUUGCAUGAAUAUUAGCAUAUGUGUGUGUUGCUAAAUGCAUGCUAAGCUGAUGACGUGCAUUCUUGCAGCUUACCUUUUGCUAAAUGCUAAGCUCAUGAUGUGCUUAUGCAUGCAUUCUUGCAGCUUAACUAUUUGCGACUGCGAUUGUUAGAAGUUAAUUAUAUAUAUCCAGAAAAUAUGUAUUUGGAUGAAAUCUAUAGCAAACUAGAGCUGUUUGUGAAUUUGGAUGAAAUCUAAUUACUUAUAAUUAAGAUUAGUUUUGGCAUGUAAUGAAAUUUGUAAUAGUUAGAUAGGAUUGCACUUAAAUACACAAACUUUCACCUGCGGAUACACGAACUUUCAAUAGUUCUGAUUUUUCA
This is a messenger RNA of Salvia miltiorrhiza (redroot sage), 2230 nucleotides long. Its product is annotated as MADS-box protein SVP-like. Bases 153 to 851 code for a protein of 232 amino acids. Gene Ontology annotation, molecular function: DNA-binding transcription factor activity, RNA polymerase II-specific; RNA polymerase II cis-regulatory region sequence-specific DNA binding; protein dimerization activity. Lineage: Eukaryota; Viridiplantae; Streptophyta; Magnoliopsida; Lamiales; Lamiaceae. Gene Ontology annotation, cellular component: nucleus. The transcript is spliced from 7 exons. The record is from RefSeq and is a predicted model, not a curated record. Gene Ontology annotation, biological process: positive regulation of transcription by RNA polymerase II.